Molecule: messenger RNA, 2008 nt
Organism: Paralichthys olivaceus (Japanese flounder)
Lineage: Eukaryota; Metazoa; Chordata; Actinopteri; Pleuronectiformes; Paralichthyidae
Gene: edaradd
Product: EDAR-associated death domain
Biological process (GO): signal transduction
Molecular function (GO): protein binding
Source: RefSeq, a predicted model, not a curated record
UUUCCGUGGGGCGCGUGAAGGCAGCACAGCUCCAGGUCGCGGUCCCCCGGUGUGAGAGGAGUCUCGUUGGUGCGUGGCCGCCGCUGGGCUCAGUGGUUCAGCCGGCAUCACAUCCGUGUCUCUCCUCCUCGCUGUGGACUCUUACUUCACGCCGAGCUCAGCCUCACUCGCUUCUCACCAUGGGAGACGUCACAGCCUCUAACAUGAGCAGUUUGCGGACGUGCAAGGAGACAUUCGACAGAAGCAGCUCUGAACCUGUGGAGGACACGGACACUACCAGCUUUGUGGCGGAAUUUUCCUUGGAGGCCAAUUAUCCAGUUCAAGUGACAGAACCUCAUGCAGGCGCUGUGACGCUGCACCUGAGCUCAAUGCCCUCUGGAUACCUGAGUACCUCCUCAGACAGAAUAAGACAGCCAGUUGAAGAUGUUGAAGAAUGCUCUUGCCCAACAUCUACUUCCCCAGACUACCCCAAAGAACUGCAGUUGCUAAACAGCCCCUGUGAAAAGUGCUGCUUCCCAGCACCUCCUCCCAAGAUCAGUGACCUCAUGAACGACAAAGACCUCCUGGACUUGCUGCGGCUCAAAUUGGAUCCAAACCACUGCACCAUCAAAAACUGGAAAAACUUUGCCAGUCGCUGGGGAAUGAGCUAUGAUGAACUGACCCUACUGGAGCACCGGACCCAGGGCUCCUUGUCCCACAGCCCCACCCAGGAGUUCCUGCUGCGCUACAACCAGAAAACAGUCACUGAGCUCACUGAACUUUGCCGCAUCUACCAGCGCAAUGAUGUACUGCGACUGCUGCAGAGCUGGAUAGAGAAGGACUGGCCGUCAAGGUGGCAACAGACUCAUUAACCAGUUUGACUCUAUAUUUGUUCUGUCUCUGUUCUUUCUUCUGUCAGGGUUGUAUUAAGGUAUUUCUUCUUCACCAGCUUUGAUACAUGUUCCCCCAGCCUGUCUGUCCGACUGAAAUGUUUCCACUAGUGGAUAGUGUCGUCAAACUUUUCACCGAUAUCCAUGGUGAUUUUCAGCAAUCUAAUGAGGCAGCGAAGCAAACAGACCAAAAUAUUCCCACAUUUGACUUUUGACGUUUUACACACAAGCCUUAAAUGAUCUGGCUUGAAUGUGGCCAUCUUUAGCAACUUAAACCAGCCACACUUGAUGGUGAUUGGACCAAAAGGAUCGUAUGACACAUGCAGUUGGAAGACAAUGAAAUAAGUGUUGUGUGUAGUAUAUAAAAUGUAUGCAUCCAGCCCUUACUUUAGAUAGCAAAUAUAUAUAUAAAAAUACUUUGGGGAUUUAAUGUUAAUAGGGAAAUGAAAAGGCUUUUUGUUACGUUUGUAAAAUAAUGAGGGGCAACAGUUUCAGUUUCAUCUUUUAUUAUUUAUUUAUCCUUGUAUAGAUUAAGAUCGAUACCACCUGCCACUGCAGAUUUAAGCUAUUACCCGUUCACAUUAUGACAGGCCACAGGCUGGUUUUAUUGAACACCAAAUCUUCUGAUUUGCAGUGUACUCCACUUCAAGCAGCUCUUUUACUCUGCGCUGCUGCACCUACACUGCAGGUGCACUUAGAGAUGGGCGUCUGCAGAGUUUGUGUGCCCAAGACCUACUGCCCUGUGCUGGUUGCCCUUGUAUGGUUAGCAUUGGGCCCUUAAGCUUUUUAAUGUGCAUCUGUGUGUAUAACAAAGUUCAAAACAGUGGCAGAGUAUUUAUUUUUUAAGAAAUAUUUUAAGAUACACCCGUAAAACCUACACACCAGCAGGAUGUGCUUCACAGCCAUGACUAAUAACUGCUCUGGUUUUGUCUCAUUUAUGGUUGUACUGUUAUUGUCUCCUGUGGGAUGGAGACAGUGGAAUGGAGAACAUAUAGAUCUGGAAGUGUAAUAUUUCUUUCAUAAAUCUCAAUCUUGAAAAUAAUCUACAAAAAUAUUUUUUUCGUUGAAUUUGAUAAAUCAAAGACUACAGUUCAGAUUUUUUAUUUUGAAGAAAUAGAAUGUCUUUAUUGUACUUGUUC